AGUUUUUCUCUAAAUACCGAGUGGCUCAGUUCACAAUGAGCGUUUCGCGAGCGUUCAAAGUACUCGUCUCGCAUCCACAGGUGCCGGUGGCGGCGCUGCAGUUGCUCCGCUCUCGCGGCGCCGAGACUAUCAUCUGCCAGAGUGUGCCGCCCAGCCGCGACGAGAUACUGGAGAAGGUGGGCGGUGUCGAUGCCAUAUACUGGGCACACUAUCAGCCGCUGAAUGCGGCCAUUCUCGAUGCAGCCGGGCCACAGCUGCGAGCUGUCAGCACCAUGUCCUCGGGCAUUGACUUUGCGGACGUGGAGGAAUUCAAGCGUCGCCAGAUUCCAUUGGGCCAUACGCCGGGCGUGGUGAAGAAUUCGGUGGCAGAUCUGGCCAUUGGCCUGAUGAUUGCAGCUGGUCGACAUUUUCAUGCGGGUCGCAGAGACAUUGAGACCUCUCAGUGGCUAACGGAGCAAAUUGAUUGGCGUAUGGGCGUGGAGAUUCGGGAUUCAGUGGUUGGUUUCUUUGGCUUUGGUGGCAUUAGCCAGGCCAUAGCCAAGCGCUUGCAGUGCUGGGACGUGGACAAGAUAAUCUAUACGACCCGGAAUCGCAAAGAAAACGAUAUAGACUACAAGGCAGAGCACGUGCCCUUCGAACGUCUGUUGCAGGAAAGCGAUUUUCUGGUGGUUGCUGCACCACUCACCAACGAAACGCGUGAGAGGUUCAAUGCCAAGGCCUUUGCUCAAAUGAAAUGCAGCGCAGUGUUUGUCAAUGUGGCCAGAGGAGGUCUGGUUAAUCAGGUUGAUUUGCAUAAGGCCUUGAGCAGUGGACAAAUCUUUGCUGCGGGUCUAGAUGUAACCACUCCAGAGCCCUUGCCUGCAGACAGCCCCAUUCUUAAGCUGCCCAAUUGUGUGGUUCUGCCCCACCUGGGCACGCAGACCAUGAAGACAACCAUUGAAAUGAGUCUCCUGGCAGCGAAUAAUAUUAUAAAUGCUAUCGAGGAUAAGCCCAUGGUUAGCCCAGCUUAUUGAACUGAGCCGAAUCGGCAUAUGAAAAUUAUGUAAGUGCAAGU
This is a messenger RNA of Drosophila arizonae, 1054 nucleotides long. RefSeq names its product glyoxylate reductase/hydroxypyruvate reductase. The record is from RefSeq and is a predicted model, not a curated record. Lineage: Eukaryota; Metazoa; Arthropoda; Insecta; Diptera; Drosophilidae. Gene Ontology annotation, molecular function: glyoxylate reductase (NADPH) activity; hydroxypyruvate reductase (NADH) activity; NAD binding. Gene Ontology annotation, cellular component: cytosol.